AUAUUCAAUGACGUUACACAAUUCAUUGGACACUCGUAUGCGAAAUUGUGUUCAUGACAGACAAUUGUUUGACUCAUUGCUGAUUAUGCAAUUCAACAUACAGUCAAAAUGACUUUCUGCAUUUUUCUUGUGCUGGUUAUAAUAUUCUAUCAACGUGAGGUGAAACAUCAGCGCAAUCUAGGGAGUCUAUCCGUACAAAAGAUGCACCCUCAGAUUAUUGCUAAUGAAAAUAGUGAUGAAAACAAAAACGAUUCAUUGUCCGAGUAGAAAUAAAGUUUACAAUGGGGGAUUCAAUAAAAGUCUCAAUUGAAUCAAGUUAGUGAUAAAGUGUAAUUCCAGGUUGCGUGGUCAGCAACAUAAGUCCAGGAAUAGCCUUGCAAUCAAGGGGCCCCCUGAUUAAUUUUUGGAACGAUGGGACUUUUUUCGGCAAACUUGCUCCUCCAGCUUCUGGGGCUGAUAACUGCGAUCUCUGUUGCGACAUAUCUUUAUUUGAAACACGUCGCUUAUCAUUACUGGAGUUCAAAAGGAAUCACGCAGUCUGAACCUGUCAUCCCGUUUGGUAGCUUAUGGCCGGUUCUUACGACGAAAAAAUCUGUGGGUCAACUUAUGAGCGACCUGUAUUCAAAAUUCAAGAAAAACCGCAUAUUCGGAAUUUACUCGUUUCACAAAGCCAGCCUCGUGGUCUGUGACCCCGAAGUGAUCCGGUUCAUACUGACGAAGGAGUUCAGUGCGUUCCAGGACCGCGGCAUGUAUCGCAAUGAAAAGCUCGAACCACUUAUGGGAAACAUAUUCCUAGUCGAAGGUUUGAAGUGGCGACGUCUCAGGGCCAAGUUCUCACCAACGUUCACGACCGUGAAAACGAAGAACAUCUUCUCGACGGUAAGAAAAAUUGCGGACAACCUCAGCAAGCAGAUAGUCAAGGAGACCAACCGGAGCGACCUCGUUGAGAUGAAGGACCUCAUGGCCAGAUUUUCCACAGAUGUGAUCGCGUUGGCUGCUUUCGGGAUUAAAAGCAAAAGCCUGGAGAAUCCGCAAGCGGAGUUUCAUGUCUGUGGCCGAAAGCUCGUCGAGCCUAAGCCAGUGAGGAAUGCACUUGCCACACUGUGUCCAUCGGUGAUGAAGAUAUUCAACAUAAAAUAUCUUGACAAAGAAAUUUCAAAUUUGAUAAUCACCGUCUGUAAGAACACCGUCGAAUACAGGAGGACGAACAACGUCGUCCGAAACGACUUCAUGGACCUGGUCAUUCAGCUGAUGACCAAGGGUUACGUGAACUCUGAUGACGGUAAAAACACGCAACAGGAUCCAGUGACUGACAAUGAGAAGAUCACCUUGCUGGAAGCAGCGGCUCAAGUCUUCAUUUUCUGGUUUGGUGGAUUCGAGACCUCUUCUACCGCCGCCACUUACUGCCUCUACGAGAUGGCAAUGAAUCAGGUCAUACAAGAGAAGCUUGCCGAUGAAAUUAACAGCGUGAUACAGAAGUUCGGCAGCUUAACAUACGAUUCCAUCACGGAAAUGACGUAUCUUGACAAAGUGAUCUCAGAAACCCUCAGAAAGUAUCCAUCCUUCAUGAUCCUGAACAGGGAGUGCAACAGGGAAGUCGAGCUGCCCGAGACCGGGUUUGUCGUCCCGGUUGGAACCCCGAUAGUCGUUCCGGUGUUGGGUAUCCACCACGACCCCGACAUUUACCCUGAACCGGAAAAAUUUGAUCCGGAACGCUUCAACCAAGAAAAUACCGCCAAGCGACACCGAUACGCGUACCUCCCGUUUGGCCAAGGGCCCAGAAACUGCAUAGUCGUUUCUGUCCCUUCAACAGGCAUGAAGUUUGGCCUCCUUCAAACAAAAAUUGGUAUCAUCACUCUGCUCUCCGAGUAUCGUUUCAAGCCAGGACCGGACACCAAAGUUCCCCUACCUGCCGAUACAGGAAAUUUUUUUCUGACUCCGCAAGGUAGAGUGACGCUACGUGUUGAAAAAAGGGAGAAAAAUAAAAAGAAUCAACUGUAACAAUAGGUCAUUUUUUGCAUCGCUAUGUAUAUAUUACCGUCUAUGUUCUACAAAAAUUUUCUAAUUCCGAGAAAGAAAAAUGGUGUGAAAGUAAACUCACGUCAUACCUUACAUUCUUGCUACAUCUCAGUACCCAUUGACUGAAAUUUUCGUCACAUAGCAUACGGCCAAUACCAUAUAAGAUUGGUAGAUCAGAUGACCCUGAAUCCAAAAGUGCAAAUUUCAAACACCUUACACGCAGCAUACAAUCCCCGCGCAUCUUAAAGAAUGCCAAAAAAUUAGCCUAUCUCAAAAUUAUCAUCUCUUCUAAUUUUCGAAAUGUAGGUAAAUGAUAGUUCUGAGGUACCGAAAACAUGCUUUCGGCUAUCGACAGCACAGCGCUUAUGAAUUGAAGUUGAAGGAACUUCCAAAUAAAUUGUAUAAAAUGAAAGUGCAUGACAAAUGGGUGCCUACACUAAUCGUCAAUAGAAUGGCUAUGUUAUGAGAAUGUAC
Molecule: messenger RNA, 2493 nt
Organism: Neodiprion fabricii
Lineage: Eukaryota; Metazoa; Arthropoda; Insecta; Hymenoptera; Diprionidae
Product: cytochrome P450 6A1-like
Exons: 6
Coding region: 412-2001 (529 amino acids)
Molecular function (GO): iron ion binding; oxidoreductase activity, acting on paired donors, with incorporation or reduction of molecular oxygen; heme binding
Source: RefSeq, a predicted model, not a curated record